GCGUUAAUCCAGGAAGGAUUCGUUUAAACACAGAUUAACGACGAAUAAUACUCUUUGUACAAAAAUUCGUUUAUUUCUGGCAAGUUCCAUCUACAAAGUCAAAAUAAAAAUAAGACAGAUAAAAAAAUAAAUUUUUGAAAAAUUACUUUAAAACAAUUUCAGUAUUUAAAGUGUUUUUAUAUUUUGUGCUUAAAAAGAGACUUUGGAUUAAUAAAUAUAUAUUGCAAUUGUAAAACGCACGUCAAUUUAUUUCCUAAUAAAUGCUUUAAAAAGGAAUUUUGGCAUACUGACCACUGUUUCUUGGUUGUAUCUUUAUCAGCGUUUACAUAUAUGGAAUGGUGAAAAAAAGAAGAUCCAGGUUGCAUUACUUUAAUUUGUUGGUAGAGUCAAUGGGAACUUCCUCGCCCCUGUGUACUAGCUGUGGUCACUCAUUGACCCUACACCGAUGACAGGGAGGCAAUAAAGUCUGACAGAUAUGCCGCCUGUUCUAUAUUUAGAUCGGCCCACGCCCCUGCCCGUGUAUGUGUCCUGAGGUGGGCACCUAAACACUUACAGACUUCGUUCUUUCAUUGUACGUCGCUGGGACUUGCAAAGUAAACACUGGUACCAUGUCGCUGGCUUGUGGAAGUAAAUGUUUGAAGUAUAUUCUUUUUAUCACAAAUUUCGUCUUUUUUCUGAUUGGUCUAGGCACUGUGGGUCUGGGGGUCUGGGCGUUGUUAGACGACGACAGAAUCCUCAUUCUGACCGAGGUGGGCGACUCCGGAAGUUUCGAUGUAGUCUCCCUUAUCCGCACGGGGGCGCUUGUUCUGAUUGCCAGCGGGGGAGUGGCUGUUCUGAUCGGAUUUCUGGGAUGCUGUGGAGCCGUCAAAGAGAACAACUGUCUUCUGUUUGCUUAUUGUGUGGUAAUGGUCGUGAUCCUUUUUGUUCAAAUAGCAGCAGUGGUUAUAGCUGCCAUAUUUCAAAGCAAAGUGACAGAAGAUUUGAAGGCCUUUUUAAAAUCUCGACUGAGUGCCCAGUACGACGGGGAUGUGAAGACGGGGGACCCUUUUUCUCUGGGGUUGGAUGUGGCCCAACUUCAGUUUGAAUGCUGUGGCAUAGACAACUACAUGGAUUUUCUCUCCGCCACCAGGUGGCAGGACAAGAAGAAUACGUCAGACAUCAUCCCUCUCACGUGUUGCAAAUUCACCAAUAAGGAAUCUUUUUACAAAGAUGUUAAUUCCUUGAAUAUGGAUGACACUUCAUGUCAAACUUCCCCCUCUGAUGAAAACUCGAACUUUCGAAAGGGUUGCUGGAACGCCAUAUUAGAAUACGCCAAUGAUAAAGCAAUCUACGUCAUCGCCAUUGGGGUUGCGAUAGGAGUCGUGGAGGUGCUGUGUGUGGUGGUAGCAGUCUGUCUCAUUCAGGCUGUUCGGAAGUCGGAUGAGGAGGAAUCCCAGUAGUUCCCACGGGAAACAUGUCGUAGCAAGCAACGUUAUUCACUGUGCAAAAAUUAGUCGUAUUGUGUCGUAACGUAAACGUUUUACUCGCAUUUUUGCUGGUGACAAAAAAGUUUGCUUUGUGACUCGCCUACAACACAUCGUUCAUCGUUCAUCGUUUCCCAAAGAUUCGCUCUUUGGAUCAUUUAAUAUGUAUAUAUUUAUAUCAUACAUCCCCAUAAUGAAGUCCCAUGCAGAUCGGAGGUUAAACCCAUGUGACCUUUAUGUAGUAAUAAUUUCAGAUUAAUAUAGUUGAUUGUAAUGACGUGUGAAAAUCGCAUGUUUUAUAAUUUUUCUCUAAUAAAGCCACAAAACUGAAAAGCU
This is a messenger RNA of Magallana angulata, 1799 nucleotides long. Its product is annotated as tetraspanin-18-like. The record is from RefSeq and is a predicted model, not a curated record. The transcript is spliced from 8 exons. NCBI's taxonomy places the organism in Eukaryota, Metazoa, Mollusca, Bivalvia, Ostreida, Ostreidae. Gene Ontology annotation, cellular component: membrane. Bases 609 to 1439 code for a protein of 276 amino acids.